This is a messenger RNA of Endocarpon pusillum Z07020, 2373 nucleotides long. RefSeq lists its product as uncharacterized. Bases 1 to 2373 code for a protein of 790 amino acids. Gene Ontology annotation, cellular component: cytoplasm. Lineage: Eukaryota; Fungi; Ascomycota; Eurotiomycetes; Verrucariales; Verrucariaceae. The transcript has 2 exons. The record is from RefSeq and is a predicted model, not a curated record.
AUGGGGAACUCGCAGACUAAAGAGGCCCGUCAGCAGGGAACAGCCUCGUCUGCUCGGGUGGGCGUUGAAUCGAGUAGUACCGGCGCUCCCACGUCGAGGACAGAACGCAUUCCAGACCAGCUCUCAGAUCGACCACCUCUAGCGUCGUACGCUUCAACUGGACGUCGGGGGAGUCGCCCAGAUCUCUCGUUCCUAGGCAUUGGCAGUAAUAGUGAGCGAGAUGUCUCAAGUCUGGAAGUGCGAAGAGAGACGAAACAAGAACGAGAGGCACGUAAGCUUGAGAAAGAGAGGGCAGCAAGACUGAAGGAACGUGAACGCAGCAUGAAGGAAGAGCAUAUUGAUGGUGGCUAUUUAGUGACACAAGGUGUAUAUGUCGGUACCGAAGACUACAACAAAGCCAUCGUUAGGCAACUCAUGAUCGAGCGGCGACUUGCUCCCUUCUGGAGAGGCCUGAAUGAGUUCUCCGAAUCGUGGGCAGAGCAUCAGCUCAUGGCUGCUGCUCGAGGCAUGCCGAUUCCACCUGCAGAUGAGGUGCCUCCUGAGCUUGAGUUUCAAGGAAAAUCAGACCCAUCCAUUAAUCUCCAACCAUCCGACCAAAAUUCGAAGAGCCUCACUGUACCGAGCAGUGCGAGGUCGCUUUCCUACACUUCAAGUGCUUCGUCUUAUCCAACGCCCUCAUUCGCGCAACAAGGUUCGCCCCAAGGCUCACCCCCAACAAGCGCCCCUAUCUUCAGGACUAGGGCCAAGACACUUGCUUCUUUGACCACCUCUUCAAAAAGCAACCCUCAAGCUGACAUGACGCCACGAGAACUCCACCUUCCCAGAGAUCCGACAGUAAAUGGGCAGUCGAUAGAGGUCUUCCUGUACAAAGACGCGUCCGAGUGUCCAAUUUGCUUUCUAUAUUAUCCUCCAUACCUCAACACAACCCGCUGCUGCGACCAGCCCAUUUGCUCAGAAUGUUUUGUGCAGAUCAAACGACCUGACCCUCAUCCUCCGGAACACGAGCAGCCAGAUACCAACGCUCCUCCUGCUUCCGAAGGGGACAGGGACCUAGAAUCGGAAGGACAACUUGUAUCCGAGGUUGCCACUUGCCCAUUCUGCAAACAGCCUGAAUUCGGCAUCACUUAUGCCCCACCGCCAUUCAGGCGUGGUUUGACGUACAGCGCAGGGUCUCAGCCACUUGGUGCAAGCUCUGCUACGUCUUCACAAACAUCCUUGUCAUCGACUGGGUUAUCACCAAGCUCAUCGAGACGGAGGGCUACCUCAUUGUCGGCUACAGCUCCCGGGGUCAUCACAACGGAUAAGAUAAGGCCUGAUUGGGCCUCCAAGUUGGCAACUGCUCGCGCUCACGCGGCAAGAAGAUCUGCGGCAGCUACUGCUCUACAUACAGCAGCAUAUUUGAUGGGAGGAUCGGGUCAACCGGAUCCCCGAGUGUUUGCUCCCUUUGGACGGAGGAAUGUAUUACGGCGGCAAAAUUUCGACGCCAACGGCAACUCUGCACAUCUUGACGCUUUGGCUAUUCUUGCUGAAAGGCAUAAUGCAAGAGAACAGGAGCAGGGGCCCCAAAGUGACGGCUCCUUCAAUCCAUUCCUACCCCCACCUCGUGGCAGUAGUUCACGAAGAAGUAGGAUGGAUGAGCUAGAAGACAUGAUGAUGAUGGAAGCCAUCCGAUUGAGCCUUGCGGCGGAAGAUGACAGAAGGAGGAAGGAGGAAAAGGAGGCCAAAAAAGAAGCCAAGAAGAAGGAAAAGGACACCAAAAAGGCAGAAAAGGCAGCAAGAAAAGCCGGUCUUCAUGCGAUCAACCUGAAUGCGAGCCACGCUGGUACAGAUAGCGGCCCAAGCAGUCCGCUGGCUUGCGUCGAAAGUGCAUCUUCAUCUUUUAUUGAGGAAGAACCGAUCACUUGUGGUAAGGGAAAGGGUGUGGAUCGUACCGGUACCCCGCCACUCGGCAUAACACACCGGAAUCUACAAGAUUUCUCCAGUUCGUCAGCGCCGACUGGCCAGCAGGAUUUAUCUCUUCAGUUCAACGCCCUGGCGUCUGAACCAUCUAAGCGAUCUCAUCUUCGACAGAUGUCCAACGCUUCCUCCUCGGCCUCCUCGCUCAUGGACCCCGGAUCGAGUCAAGCCAUGACGGGCUCGAACACUCCUCCUGGAGGGGGCGCUGGAACUGAGCCCAUGUUCAAUUUUCGCAGCCUUGCCGCCAUGAUAGGUGAUAAUGAAAAGGGCGAGGAUGGUGUUCAUGUGGAGAUAACGACCCGUCCGCAUGCAGAUUCCGACCAAAGCGGAUCGACUCAAGCGUCCUCUGUUCCUUCAGAUGUCCGAUCCCAUCCCAAGCACGAAACCAGUGAGGCCGGAGAUGUUCAGAGCUCGUAG